Messenger RNA from Opisthorchis viverrini, 4797 nucleotides. RefSeq lists its product as hypothetical. Gene Ontology annotation, cellular component: cytoplasm. The transcript has 26 exons. Bases 1 to 4164 code for a protein of 1387 amino acids. NCBI's taxonomy places the organism in Eukaryota, Metazoa, Platyhelminthes, Trematoda, Opisthorchiida, Opisthorchiidae. The record is from RefSeq and is a predicted model, not a curated record. Gene Ontology annotation, molecular function: protein binding; GTPase activator activity. Gene Ontology annotation, biological process: positive regulation of GTPase activity.
AUGUCUUGUCCGCUCACAGUCGACCAAUUCAUAACUGACACUCUGCAGGAUAUUCGCCGCCCUUUGGAGUCAGACUUCAUAUCAAAAGUUUCAAGUGUCCGCUGCACCGUUUACCAACUAGAUGAGGGCAUAGAAAAUGACAGAAAUGUCCUCCUUAAGGCUAAAAAGUUGCUGAAGGCAGUGAUUUCAUCUGGAACCAAUCAUGCUGAUAGUAUAAUUACCUUGUGUGACUACUUAGAAAAGCUUGGUCAAGUUGCCCUGGAAAGUGACGAAAUCCAUGGCACCGAGAUUGCCGCCAGUCUGUGCAAGUUUUCAGUCGUCCACCGAGACUUGGCCAAUAUGUCGAAACAUCUGAUGCAAAAUAUGAACAGCAUUCUUAUCUUUCCAAUGGAAGCUUUUAUGCAGGGAGAUGUAAAAGCGGACUGGAAAAAACCGUUUGAAAGAGCACUUAAAGAAUAUGAAUACAAAUAUGACAAGUUACGUAAAGAAAAGGUUCAGAUAAUGAAAGAAACUGGAAUUUUUACGCCAGAAGUCUUCACCACGGAAAUGACAGAGGAUUUAGAAAAGGAGCGGCGAAAACUACAGCUCGAAACGUGCGAAUAUCUGAUCAAAGUGAACGAACUAAAGGCAAAACGGAGUGCUGACCUGCUUCAACAUCUGAUCGACUAUUAUUAUGCCCAAAGCCGCUAUCUUCGUGAGUGCUUAGGCGUCAUGGAUCACUUUGGGAAAUCCAUGAAUGAUCUAACCAAUCGAGUUAGCCUACUACAAAAAGUCCACGAUGCCCAGAAACGUCGUCUGAUCGACACACGUGAAGAGGUUCGCAUCUUGUUGGAAAAAGAUCCCUCAACUACUAGUCGAAAGCCCCGUUUACUCGGUCAGACAUCCCAGGCUGGAGUCACGUAUGCUGCGCAACCAACACAAGUAAACCGUGCGUACGGGACAAAGAAGAGCGGAUUUUUGUUGAAAAAGUCGGAUGGAAAGGUAAAGCGUGUGUGGCAACGGCGCCGGGUUCGUAUUGGAGAUGGAGAGCUGUGCCUUUACCACGCGGACGAGAGCAAACCUCCUGUAAGACUGACACUUUUAACCUGCCAAGUUAAACUACCAAUGGAUGCUGCUCCCCAACAGACAGUAGACGGAGGCGAUACUACUGCGGGUGGAUCAGGCGUUACGCAUUCUGGUUCUGAACUACGAAAUCAUUUCGAUCUUGUUUCCAACAGCCGGACGUAUAAUUUCCAAGCCGAGGAUGACCAGGAAUUCGAAGAGUGGAUCAGUGUGUUGAAUAAUGCAAUGCAAGAGGAAUUUCGUCGUGCUAUGAAUGUGAAUGACAUGGAGUCCGCAGAACUAGAUGCUGCCGUUUUUGGGAGCCGAAAUAAUAAUGCCGCAGCUGAAUUUGACCCUUCACAGACUUCCUCCCCGCCGACGACGCGCUAUCCUUUUGGAAUGACUAACCGCGCAGGAAGCGUCGGAGCUGCUAGCCUUCGUGAUAGUCUACCAGGAAGUGAGCAUGAUCCACUUGAUUCCAGCUCACCCACCUCCCGUUCACGUGAUAGUCGCUUGAGUCGCCUUGGCAGUGCGGAUGCGUUGGGCGCCACAGAUGUUAUGCAGACCUCAACCUAUGGUAGCUAUGAGACACCACUCAAAGGAAAAGCACUCCAUAGCACAAUCCAAUCAGUACUGAGGAACUGUCCUGGCAAUGAGGUUUGCGCUGACUGUGAUAGACCAGAUCCGGAAUGGGUGAGCGUGAACUUGGGCGUUCUCAUUUGUCUUGAGUGCUGUGGCGCGCACCGCGAGUUGGGGGUGCAUCACUCGCGGACGCAGUCACUUCUCAUGGAUGACCUAUCGACCAACCAAUUGUUGUUACCCCGGUUCGUUGGCAAUCGUGUGUUCAACGAGAUAUUCGAAUCUUCACUGGGCAGUGGCGUUAAACCGAAACCUUUGGAAAAUGUCACAGAUAGCUCCGGAAUGAUGCAACGACGAGCGUUCGUUAAAGAGAAAUACGUUGACAGGCGGUACAUUACAUCCACAACGACAUCUUUUACUGCACCAUCGUCUGACUCUCCGGCAAAAAAUGGUGUUGGUGAUCCUCGUCUCCCCCGCCGCGACCCUGUUUCUGAACGCUUCUUGCGCAAAGACCUCCUCCGAGCAGUAAAAACUGGUGACUUAUCUACGUUGCUACAGGUUUAUGCGGAGAAGUUCGAUCUUAUGACCCCGCUUCUUCCGGAAGACGAUGAUGACAACAGUUUGGGCAAUCUGGAAGGCAUGUCAGCUUUGCAUGUCGCAGUAGAGCGAGCGCGAUUCUUGUCAAAUAGUUGCGAAUUGUCGGGCGCCUCACAUCUGCCUUUAAUCGAGUUUAUUCUUCAAAAUUCCUCCCUUACUCAGCUACAACGAACAAAUAGCCGUGGAGAUACUGCACUUCAUCAUGCGAUACGCUGUGGCUCGUUGGAUGCUGUCAAACUUCUCCUGCAGGCUGGUGGAUUACCCACUCCCCUGCUACGCAUCACUAACAAAGAUCGUCAAACUCCCCUGCAACUCGGCGAAGAUCUACUUCAGCGUGGUUCGCCAGACCAAUUUACAGAAUCUAUACAACUCGGCGAAGAUCUACUUCAGCAUGGUUCGCCAGACCAAUUUACAGAAUCUAUUGCCGGGUGUGUGGAGUUGGUACGACUUGCCGAUAAGGUAAUUAAUACCAACACCACCUCUGAUCAGCCAGACAAGCUAUUCUCGGGUUCAGACGUAACCGAGCGCUCUUCGGUUUUACGAACGACUCUACAAGAUGCAGUAGAUCAGUUGUCAUCUGUAGACUGGUGUCUUUCGGAAUUGCGCCGCACAGUCUCAAAGUCACGAAUUGGUCGCUCAGGUGGGUCGGAAAUGAUUUCGACGAAGCCGGUGACGUCCUCGAAGUCUAGCACAUCGAAGUUGUUCACAUCGAACGAUGCCUCUCCGGGCAAGGUUGAUACAUCACGCUCUCCAGGUUUCAAGGUGACCUACAACCACGUUGCAUCCAGUGGUGUUAGCAAAUUAGGUGGCCUGGACAAAGAUGGUUCCGGUCCAGGGCGAUGUGGUCAGUUCAAUACACCCUACGGUAAUGCAUUAGCGACGCUACCUCGCAAAAAAGGCCCUGCACCUCGCCCACCUUCAGUCGACGACGGACCAUUAGAAUUCGAGGCCUAUUACGAGAGUACUUCUACUCCUUAUUCUUCGUCCACAACCGCAAGGAAUGUUGCCCGACCUGGACGCCACAAAACCUCUCCACAUAAAACUUCUUUUCUAGAUCGUCUUCAAAGCAGUCACAGUGUUAGUACACACAGGACUGAUCAGUCCGUUUCGCUCUCAUCCAAACAAUUGGCUCAAACGGCCACCGAUACCCCUGAGUCGCCAGAGCACAAUGGACAGCAUUCGUCAUCCGAUUUAGCCCGUCUGGCCGAAUUAAUGCAUUCCAGCUUGUGUGCGGAAACGACUGCUGUGCAGUCACGAUCUGCCACAACCCAUCCAUCAUCGCGGCCUACUGGUAUGAAUCAAUCUCCCCGAGCCGUGGGGAAAUACACCGAUGGCUCCCACGAUCACAUCGAUAUUAUACUGGACGUAUUGGAAGAAAAACCUGAUAGUCCCGUGAAGCAGUACCCGUCUUCCGUUUCACCAGCCCCACCAAUUCCUCCUAAGCCAAAUAUUCCCAGCUCCUUAUUCCAGUCCACUGCCUUACUUCGAAGUCCAGUCAGGAGUGAAGCUUGCCCUACCGCUGACUCCGUCGACAGCCCACCUGGCGAAAUCCUCCCGACCACCUUACCCAAACAGAAUAAGUCCGUGCUGCCCACCACACUCCGGCUGUCCCAACCAGGCUUGUAUCCAGAUAAACCCCUUGGCUCCUCGUCGAUAUCACAUCCCCCCAGUUGUUCUACUGAUUCUGGGGACCAAAGCGCGGUAAACCCGAAAGACUUUCCUGUCGCAGACACUAAGCUGGGGGCCUUGCUCGAGGCAAUCUAUGACUGUGACGCGGAGCACGCGGACGAGCUAACAUUCCGACGUGGAGAGGUCAUCCAACUGGUGGCUCGAUCAGAUGAUGAGUGGUGGGAAGGAGCCAUAUUCAAUCAACCUUGGCGUCGUGGUCUCUUCCCAAUCACCUAUGUACGCUGCAUGUCCCAACGGGGUGAAGCACGAAACUGUUAGCGCCACCCCCAUUCCUAUCGAUCUCUUAGCGCCAUUGUCCAACAGCUUGGAGCGGUUAUUGGGUGACUAGCUUGAGAACUGAAUGUGCUCCUCAGUACUGGCUUGCUGUAGAGCCACAUCAGACCUUCCCGCUUGGGUCGGGGCAAAGUGACAGAUAUGCACACAUCACGUUCAGAAUGAGGCGCACGCAUUUACUUUCCUGUUUUGCAGUUUAAUUGUCACUAUGGAUAUUAUAAUUUCUGUUGAUUUUUCGACUGUGAUCACACUUCGACCCCAAUUCCUCCGUACGUCGCUUUUAUCCGGCCUGAUUAACACUUGCUUUAUGAAUCAACGUCGUUCUUAUCCGCUUAUGCCGAUCCGUUUUUAUCGUUUUCGCGGGUAUCCCCACGGUUGCUUCGGUGUUCUUGCCAUCGUGUUGUACAUUUUAUGUCGGUUCUAAAUAGACAACAUGAGCAGCAGAAUGCGUAUAUGGUAACUCAGCAAUUAUUUCCUCUUUUUCCUGUUUUCUUUCGCUUUUUCUUUUGUUUUCACCUUUCAUACCUGAGACUCUGUACAGAAGGUGGUUUAUGGCCGGUCUUCUUGUGCACGUAUGUUCUUUUUUGUUGUUGAACAGUGCCCUUACGUAAUACCAGU